Messenger RNA from Micromonas pusilla CCMP1545, 2469 nucleotides. RefSeq lists its product as uncharacterized. Lineage: Eukaryota; Viridiplantae; Chlorophyta; Mamiellophyceae; Mamiellales; Mamiellaceae. Gene Ontology annotation, molecular function: DNA-binding transcription factor activity. Gene Ontology annotation, biological process: regulation of DNA-templated transcription. The coding region runs from base 1 to 2469 and encodes 822 amino acids. The transcript has a single exon. The record is from RefSeq and is a predicted model, not a curated record.
AUGGACGCCGCCUCGCCGCAUCCCGCGCCGAUGAAGGUCGAGCCCACGCGCUCGAUGGAGGAGGAGGAGGAGGAGGAGGAGGAGGAGGAGGAGGAGACGCCGUCGUCGUCGCCGUUCGUCGUCAACCUCAUCUCCGACGCGGACGGCGACGACCUCGACGUCGCCGUCGCCGCGAGCCCCGCGAAGCGAGAGCCGCCGACGCCCGCGCCGGAGCCGUCGCCUCGACCCGGCGCGCGGCCGAGCGCAUCGUCUGAGUGCGACUUCGAGACGCUCGCCGCGAGAGUGCGCGCGUGGACGUGCGCGGAGCGCGAGCGCGACGAGCUCGAGGACGCGCGCGCGCGCGUCGCGGCGGCAGAGCGCGCCGCGGAGGAAGCCAAGGCGCUCGCGAGAGAGGCGAAGCGAACCGCGAAGGCGGUCAAGCGCGAAGCGGAGAAGGCCGCGGCCGCGCCGACGAGCGGGUCGCGCGCGGACCUGAUCGGCAAGUCCUUCGCCGCGAUCGUGGAGCACGCGAAGACGAAGGCGCCGACGGAGAUGGAAGGCGUCGUCGUCGGCGUGGAGAGAGACGGGCACUUUGGAGAGCUUCUCAGCGUCGCCUACGGGGAAGAGGCGGGCGAAGACGCGCUUCUGUUCGAGGAGUUGAUCCUCGUGCUGCGAGACAAGAGCCUCGUCCCCGCCGCGGCGCGGAUGAUGUGUGAUCACAUCAUGCACAACGCGAGGAAUUUCAAUUUGACACCAACGGGAGUAAGGCUUCGCACGCGCAUACCGGAGGCGAUGGCGUGGAGAGAUCGCCCGAGUCCAAACGGGAUUAAAUUCGGGCGCUACAAAAAAGAUACCGACGCGAACGGCAACGACGCUUACGCUCCCUUCAUCGUCGACGCGACCGGCGAGGAACACCCGUUCAAGUGGCCGUCGCCGACCACCUGGGGCGCGGCCGCGGCGUACGAUAUCUUGUCGCGGCAUCUCAAAGCGCACGGACCGGGGGUUCAGGACGAGCGAACGAACUUUCCUCCGACGCUAUCGCACGCGGACCUGAUCGGGAUCAUGAUGGCGGGGUACGACCCGCGACACGCGCACAAAACCGUGGUGGAAAUUGAUGCGUCUGAGGAAGAGGAGGAAGAGGAAGAAGAAGCAGAAGAAGAAGAAGGAGAAGAAGAAGAAGAAAACGUCAACGAGACCGCGUCCGAGGAAGACGAAGUUCCCGCGAAACGCCGGCGCGGGGAAAAAGCCAUGGGUAAGAGGGACAAUAACUGGGUAAAGCGGAUGCGAGAGUCCGCGGACGUGUUGCCCGACGGCACGCGGCUGAAGCGCCCCGUCGGCGAGUCCGACUUCUUCGGCGUGCGCUGGGGCGCGUCGCUCGGACCGACCGCGAAGCCGUGGAACGCGGUCAUCAACGUCACAGGGAUAGGGAAGGCGACGGACAUCUCCCUCGGGUCGUUCGAGACCAAGCGCGAGGCGGCGCUAGCGUACGAUUUCGAGGUCCGCCGCCGCGGGCUGACGCACAGCAAGCCGACGAACUUCCCUCCUGAGGCGGUCGCGGGGAUGAAACCGCACGAGUCAAAGUUAGCGACGUCGAUUGGCACUGCGAAUACGGAGCUGAUCGAGCGGUUGAAAGCCUCUGUCGCCGGCCAAAUGCCGCUCGCGGGGCACCGCGUCACGGAGCAGUUCGCGGAGAACGUCUGGCGCCGCGCGGAGGUGCGCGUGCCGUACCACAUCAUGACCCCGAAGUCCGCCAAGACGGCUGCCGUGGACCACUCCCGGUGGGUGCUCUUACACGAUCUCGUGGCGAAGCUCAACGGCGCGGCGAAGCUGCGGCUGUACGUCGCGCAGCACAAAGGCGAGUUCGCCGGUCUCGGCGCCGGCGUCGACGCGAGGGAGGCGCGACCGGUGACGUCGCUGUUCACGAUCUUCAAGCACAGGCACGACAGCGGCGCGGAGGACGACGUGAUUCUCGCCGGGUUCCACCCGUUCGAGCACCUGUUGAAAAGGGAUCCUCCAAUACCGUACAACGUCGUGCAGCUGAUGGAGGGCGACGCGUACGACCUCACGGCGGAGGAGAUCACGGAAGAUCUGCGAAGGCAAGGGCUUCCCGUGGACGAUGGUCGCCACGAGUUGCCCGCCGCCGCGCUCGCGGACGCGCCGAUGAACGACGACGACGACGACGGCGCCGGCGGCGGCGGCGGCGGCGGCGGAGGCGCCGGCGGCUGGUUUCCUCUCCCCCCACGCUCCCGAGGAGGACAUCGACGACGACGCCGACGGCUUGAACGGAACCCGCCGCCGCCGCCGCCGCGCGCGCGCGUCGCGGACCCCGCCGUCGGCGGCCAGCGAACGAUCGAGUACCUGGACCUCACGAAGGACGCGACGGACGCGCUCGGAGAGUGGAAGUCCAAGCUCGAGAAGGGAUGGAUCUCCCGGAAGCAAUACGACGCCAUCAGCGAAAAGCUCGUGUCGAGCUACAUAAAUAAACUGUGA